AUGGCGAAGAGGUGGAUAUUGGCCGGUGUGGCGGCUAUCAAAAAGCCUCCACUUUCCCUCCCCAGACCAGCAGCACUCAAAGUUGACAAAGGAGGGGAAGUGAUGGAUUGCUAUAUGGACUUUCUGUCAUCUGGCCAGCUGAGCGGCGCAAGCUUCAACUUACUGAUUUUCCAUCAGGGUGUAUGUCUUAUCGCUGACGUUUCUACGGGUGCUUGCUUCGUGCAACUGUUCGAAGUGCUGCCCUGGUGGUGUCGAAGAGAAGCCGAAGUUGCAUCACGUGGAAUGAUGUAUUCGUCCGAAGCGAACACAGAACUCCUCCCGAAUCCCCAGAAAGCCGAAAGAGCGUAUGGCCACGUGAGAAGACCCACACAAGGCUGCGCGAUCCCUGUCCAAGCUGUUAUGAGAUUUCGGGCAGAUAGCCUUGAUUGUAGCAGACUUUUAGCGUCCCAUUCUUUUGGGUUCCUGCGGGACUGUCUCCACCAUUCCGGCUAA
Messenger RNA from Pseudocercospora fijiensis CIRAD86, 492 nucleotides. RefSeq lists its product as uncharacterized. The record is from RefSeq and is a predicted model, not a curated record. Bases 1 to 492 code for a protein of 163 amino acids. Lineage: Eukaryota; Fungi; Ascomycota; Dothideomycetes; Mycosphaerellales; Mycosphaerellaceae. The transcript is spliced from 4 exons.